AUGGGUCCAAGUUCACCUGAUAGAAGUCGUGAAGUUGCUGAAAGUCAUUCUGAAUUGGAUCUCAACCGUGUCACAAACAAGGAUGACGUGGAUGUUCCCAAGCAUAAUUAUCUGAAAGAGGACAAGAAUCAUCUUAAGCGCCCCGAGUCAUAUCCCAAGGUUUCCUCCGAUGUUAACCGUGAUAAAAUUGUUUCUCAUCUUGCUACGUCUGAUUCAGACAUAAUAAAAGGAUCUUACUUGCAAUCUGGCUUUGCCCAUGAUGACAAGACUGGAGGUACGUUGAGCUCUGAGGGGCAAGAGUCUCCUACCGAUGUCAGGAAUUACCGUGCUGAAGAUGACUAUGGUGAUUCUCCUACUCAAAAGAAAAAAAACCUCGAAGAAAUGGAAAAUGGAUGCUCGAGAGUUGAUUUGCAAGAUACUUCUUUUAGGGUUGUUAAUGACAGACAUCAAGAGGUUUUGGAAAAGGAAGAUUAUAUUGGACAGAGUCAUGAACCAACCAAUCCAUUUACUAGUGAUAGUCCGGGGAAAACAGAGUUUCAUAAGAAACAAGUUGACAAUGAGAAAAAUCUGCCAGGUGAGUCCGAUGUUUGUUUUCCUCAGGCAUCCCCAAAAAGUUCAGCGUCCCCAGCAAGAGAGAGCUCCUUUAUUCCCGAAAGGUCUCCACAAGUUCGACCAUCAGAGGAAGAGGGAAGAUAUUCAGAUGCAGACCAAAAUAGAGCAUCACCAGAUUCUACUUCCUCUCCUAGACGGGUGCAUUCACCGUCUCCAAGAAGGCCUGGUGGAGGUCACAGACGAUCUCCAUCCUAUGACCACAUAUCUCCAACUAGACAAAGAAAAUCUUCUUCCCCAGUAAGAACACCUCUUAGAGAUUCUGAUCAGAGGAUUGAUUCUCCAUAUAAAAGAAAAAGGUCUUCUUCCCCCAGAAAUAUAUCUCAGGAAGAUUCCCGUAAUGUCAUUGAUUCUUCCAGGAAGCGUUCACGUACUUCACCACAAAGAAAAGAUUCACCACAGAGACGAGAUUCACCAAGAAGGAGAGAUUCCUCACAGAGAGGAGAUUCUCCACGAAAGCGCAGUUCACCACGGCGACGAGAUUCACCACGAAGGAGAGAUUCGCCACGGAGACAGGAUUCUCCACGGCACCGAGGUUCACCUGGUGGUGAUUCUCCCCAGAAGCGUCUAUCUGCAUCUCCACGAAAACGAGAUUCAUCUCAGAGGAAGAACAGAUCAAUUUCGCGAUCUCCACCUGGGAGAAGAGAUUCAUCUGGGUAUAAAAGAGACCGUCGAGACCGAUCUCGAUCAAGAUCCCCAUAUGGAAGGGAUCAUCAUAGGAGAUCCCCAAGGUGAAACUUGCUCCAUUAUUAUUGAUCAGCCUUUAUUUCUUUCAUUGGAAUUUUUGUUCCUCUCUAAACCCCUAUUUGUGAUUUGACUGCUGGGUGGGAAUUAAUUUUCUUAUCAAUGUAAUUUUUUUCUAAUUUUCUCGGUGUAUUUUCGUAGUUAUAAUUUUUUUUGUGAGUGCUGCAUGGUUCAUUUCUACGUACCAAUAGUAGAUAUCUGGAAUCUUAUUUCGAGUCAUUUCACCGGUUUUCGUACCUGUUCAUUUAUGCUCAACUUGUUUGCUGGCCAAGGGUUUUUCUUGUUAAGUAUUCAUUUCAUCCUAUAUUUAAUAAUUCAUUAUUUUGUGUUAUUAUUAGCAAGUGAUUCUUGUUUUGUUUUUUUUGUUUUUUUUGUUUUUUUUUACUUACUCUUUAAAGCUUUUUCCUCCUUUGCCAGAUCUACAUUAUUCUAAAAAGUUUAGAUCUAGCUUUUGUAUUCAUAUUUGCUAUGAUGUUUUUUAAUGUGAUAUCUGAUGUAUUCUAGGAGGCGGCAUUCUCCUAGGCGUAGGUCUCCUUCUCCAGGCUAUCAUUCUCGUCGCCAUUCUCCAAGGAGGAGGCCUUGGUCUCCUCCCUCUAAUCGCAGUACUGGUGUGGGUAGACCUGGCAAAAACUUGUUUGUUGCUGGGUUUAGCUUUGUUACUACAGAGAGAGAUCUAGAGAAGAAGUUCUCUCGGUUUGGUCGUGUUACAGAUGUUCGGAUUGUUCGGGACAAGAGGUGCCCUCUUUGUACUUUGAAAUUUAUUAUGACAACUUAAAAUUAUGAUUGGUCAUGGCAUGCAUCAGUUGUCGUUAUUUGUUAUUAAUUUACUCAGUCAUUUAAUUCCGUGGAUAUUUAUUCAUUGAUGUCUUAUUAAUGAUAGCUUGUGAUUCCAUGCUAUUUAGUGUUCUUGUGAACAAAUUAUGGUUGCCAAUUUAGCCUCUUAACAAUUAUGACUUCCGCCGUCCUAUUUGCCAUUGGUUUCUUCCAUGUUUCGUCAACCCAUGGCAAAUCUGUUUUUCAUACUGUAUUAUUAUCUUUUGUUAUUGCAGUUCCUCUCAAUCAUUGCCUCUCUUUUCCUAUAAGAAGCGUCUUGUGAUUCCUAUUUUCCAAGUGCCAUUUUGGGCAUUUUGAAUAUGGACAAGUAAUAAGUAACUAUUCUGGACUAGAUUUUGGAGGGAGUCACCUUAUCUUUCUCCCACUGACAAUUUCUUAUCUUCUACUAGCCUUUCUAUUUCUCGAUUGCUAAAAGAAGAACAGAUAUUAAACUUUCCAUCAGAUGAUAAGAACACAAUCCUCAUAUUCUUUCUUGUCAUGGAUUCUCUGUGCAUCGAUUCUGCGUUUCUUGAAAAGUAUGGGGGCAACUCUGGAUGAAUUAAUCAGAUGGGCCUAGAUUUCUCAUAUUGCCGAUUGCAUUCUCUUACUACAUCAGGCAAUUUAUUUUUUUUCCCCAUUUCUUUUGGCCAUUAUUUCCUGUGUUAAUUGUGCUGCUGGUGUUCCGUUCACUGCGAUCUAUACUUCCCCAAUUAACUAUUUAUUCUCUUUGCGCGGUCAAGGUCGGGGGACUCCCGCGGCUUCGGAUUUCUAUCCUUGGAAAAGGACGAGGAAGCUGAUGCAGCCAUUCGAGCUCUAGACCAGACCGAGUGGAAUGGCCGGAUUGUUCUGGUGGAGAAGGCUAAAACCUCCGUUCGCUAA
This is a messenger RNA of Spirodela intermedia, 3045 nucleotides long. The record is from the annotation of a GenBank genome assembly. Lineage: Eukaryota; Viridiplantae; Streptophyta; Magnoliopsida; Alismatales; Araceae.